AGAAAUAGUUCGCGAGCCAACAGCUAGGGUCCGCCGUCACUGGGCCUACAUCCGAUGACGGUUUGAGCCCGUCUUAUAGCGGUCAUGAUCCCCGACAUUCCAGGCCGACUCAAUGCAUCUCCCCUGGAAUAAUGGGGGCGAAGAUGAAGCCCCAUACCAGUAUAGUAUACCCUUCUGCAUUUGAAAUCAAUCCAACCGAGCUCAAUAGCCUAGAUGCAGACAUGCGCUAAUGGCAGGGGCAGUGCUAAGGGUAGGGGCAGGGACCCUGUAAAUUAUUAAAGUAAUGACAAUAUAAGAAAAGAGGAUCAAAAAGAAAAGAAUGAAAAAUGAAGAGAAAAUAAAGAUAAGCAUAAAGAGAGAUAUAUGCCCUGAAAUUCGAUUGAGAAAAAAAUAAAAUGAUCUUACCCCGCCCAGCACUCCCCUUCACCUCCUUUAUCAAAAUACCCUGACGCCGUCCCUUGCUUUAGGUAUAUACCAAAUGAUUAACUGCAUACCCUUUCCCCGGUGAUCAGCUACAUCACUAUUCAUUCGGUAUACCUCCAUGUCUGUCGCUAAUUAUUCCCGCCAAAAAAGACGAUUUGGUUAAAUACGCGGAAGGAUAUUUUCUUUACAAAUUGUAGCUGUUGCAAGAUCAGUCUACAAUGGCUACAAGCGAAGACAGCAAAGAGUUGAAUCACGUCGGACCUGGUCCGCCUGAAAAUAAAAAGUUGACUGAACGGCUCUCGGAUGAGGAGCUAUUGGACCUUAUUCCGACCUUAGAGAAUGGAGAUUUCUAUCCGAUUGGUCUCAAGCUCGACUAUGAUAAAGACACCCUUAAUCAAAUCAGAGGUGAUCACCCAGAUGACAUAAGCGCGGCCUUCAAGGCCCUUUUUCUCAGUUGGGAGAAUUACGUCACAGUUUCGCCCAAAGCAGCCAGAUUAAUGCUUGCUGAAGCACUCAAGUUCGUCGAGAGGAAAGAUCUAGCCGGAAGAGUUAUAGGUGAACAGCCAAAAGACGAGAAAGAACGUGUUGAAUACAUGUGCAAUAAACACAGCUUCAGGGAAGCAUCCUACUACUGUAAAAAGAGUAAGGAUAAAAUAUGCGAGCGAUGUCUGGAGGAAUAUGACACAGUGAACAUCGUCCCCGUCAAUGAUAUGCACAUCGAGAUCAAACACAGGUUAAAGAGCAGCUUCGAUCGGCUGAACCAGGCCAGAGAUCGUCUUGAGAGGAUUAGGGAGCAAGGAAAGGGUGGCAUGACCGGUAUGAUCACGAAGACACAAGUUGGUAUCCAAGUCAUGCGUGAAGGUAUUUACAAAGUAUUCUCCGAAGCUCAUGACAUGAUGUCCAAGGAAAGGGAUGCACUCAUUGAGAAAGCGAACGUCUUGGAGAGGUCGGCGAGCCCAGAGGUGUAUGGGUUCGCUUUGUCGAAGCUGAAGAAGUGCGAGCUGGCCCUGAUGGAGGUGAAGGAGAAAGCACAGUAUGUCAACGACGUCACCAAAUUCGAAUCUGCGUCUCAGAAGAUUGAUGUCAUUCUAAAUGCUUGUCUUGAUAGGGGACCCCUUAUGAACCUGAACAAGCUGGAUAUGAAAAUGGUAGCGUGUCCUUCGGUUUACCUGGGCCACCUAGAGGAAGUCUCCGGAUGGGAAUUUGUGGAGCAGUUUGACCUUCCCGAAGACAAGAAGGAAGAGAUGAACGUCUGCAUCAAACUGACGGAUCGGAAAAUCGUGGUGGGAUACAGGCUAGGUGGAGCGGAUAUAAUAGAUCUAGAUACCAAGAAGUCGAGCAGAAUCGCAUAUGAUGUUAGGAUCAGCAGUAUGGCUCUCAUGAGCUCGGGACACAUUAUUCUCUGUACAACAGACAAUAAACUAGGCAUGAUCACACAGGCAGGACACAAAAUGUCUUCAUUUUUCUUCACUCAAAAGACCAACAAACCAUGUUGCGUGAGCGUCGACGACAAGGAUACGAUAUAUAUGGGUUACUCAGAGUUCAGCAACAUCGAGGUCUUUGAGACAACUGGCGGAUUCUUGAGGAACAUCGCCACCGUCCUGCAGCCAUGGUGUAUGUCCAUCAUGAAGUCGGGCCACAUCGCCGUCACCGAAUGCACCAUAGGUCUUAGAGAUGCUGUCGAGAUCAUGAGCCAGGAAGGACGUCCCGUGGGACACAUCAUCGGUCGCUUGGGAUGCUCUCCUUUCUCCUGCAUCGACGAAGCGGGCAACAUCUUCGUCGCUAUGGUAACUAAUGAUGGGAGAUGCACUCUCAGAAAGUAUUCCCCAACUGGAGACCACCUUGAGACCGUUGUCGAGGAGCUCCAGUUAGAGUGGCACGAGCAGCGUGAGUGGCUCCAGCUAGCCAGUCUGUCACCUAAUGAACUUGUUCUUUGUGAUAGGGGAUCUGUUUAUGUGUACCGACGAAGACCAACACUUUCGAUGAUGACCACAAUUAUAGGAUCAGACUGAUUACCCUUGAUGUUAAAUCAGGGCCCCAUCUUACAAAGAGUUACGUUUGAUCCAAUCAAUCGUAACUCUAUGGAAAUCCAUCCGUGUCAUAAUUUUUUCUACAGAAAAUUUGCCAAAUGUGUUUUGUAAACAAAGGAGAACAGACCAAAUUGUCAAUAAAUCAAUGAAUUUAUGGAUACACAUUCAUAUCUCGAACAAUUUUUGAACAAACAUGCAUUUCAUAUGUUGACUUUGCUGGCUUUCCAUAGUUGUCCAUAGUUGCGAUUGAUCAGAUCGAUCGCAACUCUUCGUAAGACGGGCCCCUGAUGUGUAUACCAUAGCAAAUUUUUCAUAGCACGGGACAGUUAAAAAAACUGUUCUAUACGACUGGAGUGUCUGGUGACCCAAUCGAUCCCUAUAGGUGACUUAGUAUAUUGUCUUAUUCGUGUGUAAAUUCAUGCACAACUUAUGAAAAGCUUUGUGAAACGCCACACUGGAACUUGAAUUUGAAUUAUAUCUCCAUAUAUCUAGUGGUCUUUAUCUGUACGAAGAUUCCCUCUACCUGAAACAUGCCUGCAUAUUUGAUGAUGAUAAUGAACAACUAUUGUGUAGAGUCAUUUAUCUAUUUUAAAAAAAGGUUACAAAUAUAUGGGUAAGUUUUACAGUUCAUCUAUUUCUCCAAAUCGAUUACCCAAAUUUGAUCAUCUGAGGACCUGUAUGUACCCCUUAUCAGGUUGUCAGACUCAGACAUAGGUUACUGAGAUGAAAUAGAUUAAUCUUAACUAUCUUCGAUAGGAGCGUGGUUCAUUCUGGCUCAUACACUAUGUGCAUAUCUGUGUGUGAUCAUCAAGAAAAAGAGUUAGUUACCCAAUAUUCCCUUUCUCGGCCUUUUAUAGCAAGAGCGCUUAUUAUCGAAUGUUAAACAUUUUAUUGUACAGUGAACUUAUGGUCUCUUCUAAUAAUUUGUACUGAGAGUAGUAUUUACCUGUUCGUUACACUUUUUCAUGCCGAUACUAUUUUGUUCAGAAGUCUGGUCUAUCAAGUUCCCCAUAAUGAAUUUAACUAUGAGGUUUAUCAACAUUAGGGAGGGAUAUCUAUAUAUGGGAUAUACAUGUAUGUAUAUAACUUACGACGAACACACUAUCAUGACUAUGUUUUAUGUAUACAUUGUACGGGCGUUUUGUUGUGUAGAUCAUAGUCAUGGUGUUGAGAAUUUAUGAAUAUAUUUUAUAUAAACCAGGGGACAUCAAAUCUUCAGAUUUUAGUGAUAUGGAUAAGACGACCUACAUGUGACGUCAUGAUUUUCUUCAAUUGAAUAAUAUGAGUUUGCAUAUAGGGAGUUAGUCUGCUACUCACUUAUCUCCCUUUGAUCUGCCGA
This is a messenger RNA of Lytechinus pictus (painted urchin), 3792 nucleotides long. RefSeq lists its product as uncharacterized. The transcript has 5 exons. The record is from RefSeq and is a predicted model, not a curated record. NCBI's taxonomy places the organism in Eukaryota, Metazoa, Echinodermata, Echinoidea, Temnopleuroida, Toxopneustidae. Bases 642 to 2435 code for a protein of 597 amino acids.